AGCGUGAUUUGUCGUUAGUUUAUUAAAAGUGAAAACAAAAAUUUAAGUUGUGGAUAUACUUUAAUACUGAUAUUCAACAUGAAUCCAAUGACGAAUAUGAAAAAUGUGCUGAAGCUAAGCGAUCAGGACCUAAAAUUUGGCGGUAAAAAUUCCUGGCACGAUCAGUACAAAGACAGUGCAUGGAUCUUUGUGGGAGGUCUACCGUCGGAUUUAACAGAGGGUGAUUUGCUGGCAGUAUUUUCCCAGUACGGUGAAAUCGUCAACGUCAAUCUGGUGCGUGAUAAGAAGACUGGCAAGUCGAAAGGGUUCUGCUUUAUCUGCUUCGAAGACCAGCGAUCAACAAUUUUGACGGUAGAUAAUAUGAACGGUAUUAAGUUGUUAGGCCGAACGAUACGAGUGGAUCAUGUGGCGGACUAUAAACCACCGAAAGACGACAAAGCUGACGAGGAAACGCGUAGGUUAUACAUGGAAGGAUGUGCACCCAAAUAUAGUUAGUUAAUGAACAGGACUUGGUUUAUUAGUUUAUUUUGAUAAGUUAUUUAUCAGAGUUUCGAAUGUAUUAAGCAUUCUCGGAGAUAAGAAACACUAUAUUUAAGCAUGUAUUUUUAAAACAUUUACUGCGCCAUCAAGGAACGCUUCAGGAAUAAAUUUUGCGCUUCCCGUUCCAGUCGGGCCAA
Sabethes cyaneus is the source of this 677-nucleotide messenger RNA. RefSeq names its product RNA-binding motif protein, X-linked 2. Gene Ontology annotation, molecular function: RNA binding. NCBI's taxonomy places the organism in Eukaryota, Metazoa, Arthropoda, Insecta, Diptera, Culicidae. The transcript is spliced from 2 exons. Gene Ontology annotation, cellular component: U2 snRNP; precatalytic spliceosome; catalytic step 2 spliceosome. Gene Ontology annotation, biological process: mRNA splicing, via spliceosome. The coding region runs from base 79 to 495 and encodes 138 amino acids. The record is from RefSeq and is a predicted model, not a curated record.